Messenger RNA from Bombyx mori (domestic silkworm), 1650 nucleotides. RefSeq lists its product as uncharacterized. Gene Ontology annotation, cellular component: extracellular region. The transcript is spliced from 5 exons. The coding region runs from base 165 to 968 and encodes 267 amino acids. Gene Ontology annotation, molecular function: chitin binding. NCBI's taxonomy places the organism in Eukaryota, Metazoa, Arthropoda, Insecta, Lepidoptera, Bombycidae. The record is from RefSeq and is a predicted model, not a curated record.
AUGUUAAAUUUCGCAUUGUCGAGCCUUCGGCGGAAAGCAGAAGUACAUAAAAUCCUAGUUUAGAUUUUAAACAAUUGUGAUUACUUUUUUUAUUUAUAUUUUUUUUUCUAACGCUACUUUUGUGUUUUAAUUUUUUUGUGUUCGUCGCACACUGGUCUGCGAACAUGGACAAAAUUAUUUCGAAUUUAAUAUUGAUAUUAAUGUGCGGAGGCCUCGUGAUGUCUUACGACGAAAUAGACGUGGAAGCUGAUACAAAUAUCAUGCUCAAAAUAUUGAGGGACAUGGCGAAUCAAACAAAAGCUGACACUUUGAAUUUGCCAGCGAACGCCACCUCUAUCCGAGAGAACAUCACCGAUACCUUUAGUUGCGAGAACCGUACGUAUGGUUAUUAUGCUGACAUUGACAAUGACUGUCAAGUGUUCCACGUGUGUCUACCGACUCAGACCCCGUCUGGACGAGCCGUCACGUACAGAUACAGUUUUAUUUGUCCAUCCGAAACUGUGUUCAAUCAGGAAGUUCUAACUUGCACCAGACCCAGAGACGCGAUCGAAUGCGAGGAUUCUGUGUUAUAUUACGAUCUAAACGAGGAAAUAGGGAAGGUGCCGAACAAAACUGAAGAGCAGCCGCCUGUCAACGCCCAACAACCAGCGAAAAGCAGCAGUCAACAGAAGGAAACCGAAACCUUACCUGCUACCAACCAGAGGAGGACACCGAACAAACGGAAACAGAGCCUGAUCAUUGAAAGCCUCAUGAAAGAGGUCGUCAACGAUGACUUGAGACAGAAGCUAAUUGGAUUCGCUGAGCAGCACACUGAUGAUAUACCAGAUAGUCCAGAAAUACCUGAGGAACUCGGGCUUGAGGAUGGAGCAGCGGUUUCUGAUGAAGAAGCCGAGGGGCGGAUAGCUUUGGAGCGACGAGUGGGCAGGAAACUGGACCGAGGCAGUUUCAGGUUUAGGGCUGACGCUUGAGUCGAUUGGUGGACAUAAUGCUGAUGGAUUAUCAAAGGACAACUCUCCAAAUACCACUCGGCUGUGGCCAAUUAAUGGGUUAUAUGUGUGACGCAGAUGACUACCAAUAACAUCCAAAAAUCGUUACAAAGACAAAGACAAUCUUGAUAAAGUGGUGGUUACUAGCAAAGUGAAAGGACAAAGAUCCGGUUGGUUGACAAGGCAGGGUUGGUCUGAUCAGAUCCGACCUACCCUAAAUUCUAACCUCUACAAUGCUCUCUAAGUAGUCGAAGACCCGACGAGGUGAUACAACAUCAUGAGGGCGAUAUUCAUGGAUGUAGGUUAUCACCUCAUAAGUGAGGAGCACGAUUGGAACAAUUGGAUUGGAUUGGAUUUCAUAGAUAUGUCGUUUUUCAAACAAGAUCCACAAUAUUCCUAGGCAGCGCGGUGUUGACUCUGCGUCCGUAAGCAGUUGUACACCAAAACCCAUUCGUUGGACCACUGUGAUGAACCUUUGAAGACAUUAGCUUGUGUUACUGUCAUUGAUACUGCAAGUUCAUUUAGCGGAUAUGUGCCAAUUUCUCUUAGUAAUAAUUUUAUUGUAUAAUUUACUUUUAUUGAGUAGUCGGGUGCGUCUUUUGUGAUUUUGUAAAUAGAAAUUUUCGAAUUGUUUCCACGAGGAGAAAUAAAACUUUGAAUGAUA